Messenger RNA from Opisthorchis viverrini, 1363 nucleotides. RefSeq lists its product as hypothetical. The record is from RefSeq and is a predicted model, not a curated record. The transcript has 3 exons. Gene Ontology annotation, cellular component: cilium. Gene Ontology annotation, biological process: cilium assembly. NCBI's taxonomy places the organism in Eukaryota, Metazoa, Platyhelminthes, Trematoda, Opisthorchiida, Opisthorchiidae. The coding region runs from base 122 to 1147 and encodes 341 amino acids.
UAGGCUGCUCUUCUGGCCUGAUAGGCUUACCAGGUUCCACUAAUCUUGCUUUUUCUUAUUGUUGUUACCUUCAUUCCCCUCCAAUCGACCAUUUCAGCGGGCUUUGCAUACCCUUCGAAGAAUGGUCUAUUACGUUAUAGAACAACCACAUACUCGUGUGUCUAGUUGCUUCAUGGGUCACCAAUUCUACUUUCUUUUCGCUGUCGGUAUUGGGCUGUGUAUUCCUUUAAAAGUGUCCUCCACGGAAGAUUUAACCUCCAGCACAAGACCAUCCAACAUCACGAGUUCUUUGUCGGAUCCCAAUCUCACUGCCCAUGCAGACAACCACCAGGUCAUACCUACAGCCUCAGUUGUGGAAAGGCCAAACAUAACUUCCAAAUGGCCACUCAAUCAAGCGUUACCUGUGGUCGGUCAGACAUUUUCUCGCUGCAAGCUCAGGUCUAUCAAUUGGGCGAACCACAGUUUGGGCCAGUUGAUUCUACUGGAUCACGUUCAGGCUGCUCGCUGGUUUGACGCAAGCUUUGGAAAAAGGCAAGCCCAUUCUGCAGAUACAAGCAAAUCAGACUCACAUAAGUCCAGACACUUCUCAAAAACACCCAGUCUUGACUGUCACUUCGUAUUCAUCUAUUCCACCAAAUGUCCGUUCUCGGUCGCCGCUCUCCCUUUUGUCAAGGCUCUGGCUCGAGCCUUCCCACAGUUCCUUUUCCAUGCAGUCCAAGUGGAAGACUACACUGCACAUCGUUGGAGUCUUCGUAUGCUUUAUGUACCAAAGUUCAAGCUUAUCGUUGAUGGACGAAUAAUUCGUGAAUAUUCAGGUUCUGACACAAAUCUGGAUGGAUUAAUCGACUUUGUUUGGAUCAACACACGUCAGGUUCCCAAAGGCCCCAUCGGUCUAGAAAGUGCAGACUACCAAGGUAACCCUCCUAUGCCACAUUCUGGAAACGCUCUUCUCCUCAUCCUUUCGUGGUCAACUGUAAUAUCGAGUGCGGCUUAUCUCCUCUGUAUUUUCGGCCCCACCAUUACUGUGUACCUUUCUACCCUAUUUCAUCGACUGAGUCGCGGUCGCUUGGGUAAAGCUCCACAAGAAACUACUCCCGGAACGCUUAUUACUUGGGAUCCCGGUCACUUGGUACCCAGAGAUUGUUGACUCAGUACUGUGGUAUUCGCAUUUAUCUGAGCUGAUUUCUCAGCACAUUGACUACGUCCUUGCGUUGCCUUUGGCGUUCAAAGGCUUGAGGAUGAUACUCUGAACGAUGGCAUGGACCAACAUUUGCCUUGCAGUUUCUGUCGAUAUCAUCGCAUUAUUCUCUCGUCCCAUCGUAUGAUAAAGAAGUACCUAUAAUAUAUCAUUUUUGAAGCUCCG